GUAAAUUCCCAAGUUGACAUCAAUCUACUCCGAACUUCAGCCUGGGCUCGGAGUUUUCUCUAUCCGUUCUCUAACCCUCUGUUCGCUCUCAUCGUAUUUCCCAAUCUUUUGCUGCAAUCAGAUCAGCAAACCCAUCAAUGGCCGAUGGGCACUCGAAGCAAGGAGGCUAUGUCUGGGCGAUCUUCGCCGGGCUCAACGCCGCUCUCGCCGCCGUCUCCGCCAAGUUCUUCUUCUCUGCGAUUUUCAAGUAUGGAUUAGUCGUUUUAUGCAAUGUUGUCAUGUGGGGAUGCUACGUCAACAGCCUAAGAGCUUUAUCCUCUUUACAAGCUACGGUCACUAACUUCGCUGCUAAUUUUCUCUUGUCCGGUUUGGCCGGUUUCUUCCUUUUUGGGGAAUCGCUAUCUUUUCGGUGGUUUGCAGGAGCUUUGUCGAUGAUAAUUGGAGUUCUUAUACUCAGCAAAUCGAGCAUCGAGAAGAAGGCUAGCACAGAUUAAAAACGAAACAUGCCAACCCGGGAUCAUCUCCUCUGUACAUCUUUUGCUUGACUAAUAUACCUCAUCAUAGCAGAUUCCAUCUUUAGUUUAGAUUUACUUGUUUGUGUUUUCGAGUGGCGGUGUAGUCCAAAGGGAAGAAUCCCGAGUUUUUUUUUGCACACGAAAACAAUCUAAUACCGUGCGAUAUAGAUUGCGGAUUGUAUAGGUGCCUUUGGCAGUUGGAGAUGUUCAAUAGGUCCAGUGUCUAGCUAUGCAGAUCAACAUGCUAAUACCGUGUGACCUAUGUGGGUUUUGGUGUUCAUUUCGCAAUGAGCGAGCUAAUCUUCAACGAAUGUAUUUUGUUGUUUUAGUUUUAGUUUUUCUCAGUUAUUUUUUA
This is a messenger RNA of Tarenaya hassleriana, 870 nucleotides long. RefSeq lists its product as uncharacterized. The transcript has 3 exons. Lineage: Eukaryota; Viridiplantae; Streptophyta; Magnoliopsida; Brassicales; Cleomaceae. The coding region runs from base 138 to 494 and encodes 118 amino acids. The record is from RefSeq and is a predicted model, not a curated record.